GUUGCUGCGAAAAAUCGAUGGCUUGUGUCACUGUGAAUAUAUAACUUGUGUUCCCCCCAUCAGGCCUGUGCUUGUGACCGAUCUUCUUCUCCACCAGCAGCAGCUCUGAGAGAGAGCAUCAGCAAGUCGAGCCAGAUUCAGAUCCCAUCUUUGAGGUAUCGGUCAAGAUGGUGCUCGUACAGUACGACUAUCUCUUUGCCAUAGGCUUGAUAUUCGCCUUCCUCGAUGCUUGGAACAUCGGUGCCAACGAUGUUGCCAACUCGUGGGCGACUUCGGUCGCUUCCCGGUCGUUGACCUUAGUCCAGGCCAUGAUAGGCGCCAGUAUCAUGGAGUUUGCCGGCGCUCUCGGUGUCGGUGCUCGUGUUGCGGAUACCAUCCGAACUAAGAUCGUCAGCCCCGAUCUGUACAACAGCGCGCCCGAGGUUCUCAUGCUUGGGAUGGUCUGCGCCGUCGUCGCCUCCUCCCUGUGGCUUACUUUAGCUACCAGGAUCGGUCUUCCCGUAUCCACCACCCACUCCAUCAUGGGUGGCGUUAUCGGUAUGGGUAUUGCUUCCGUUGGCGCCGGCAAGAUCACCUGGGUCGCCCCUCCGGGCACCCAGGGUACCGCCAUCGUCAACACUGGUGUCGUCUCCGUCUUCAUGGCCUGGAUCAUCGCCCCGGGCCUGUCCGCUAUCUUUGCUUCUAUCAUUUUCCUCAUUACCAAGUACGGUGUCAUGUUGCGCAAGAACCCGGUCAUGAAGGCUUUCGCCCUCGUUCCCGUCUACUUCGGUAUCACCGCCUCGCUGCUUGUCAUGCUUCUGCUCUGGAAGGGCGGCGGGUACACCAUCAACCUGGAGGACAACCAGCUCGCUGCCGUCAUUGUCUGUGCCGGUAUCGGUUGGGCUGGUGUCAUUGCCGUCUUCCUCAUGCCCUGGCUGUGGCGCGUGGUCGUGCGUGACGACUGGCAGCUCCGCUGGUACCACAUCGGUCUCGGUCCCCUACUCUUGCGACGUGGCGAGGUACCCCCGCCCCCGGCCGACUUCCAGGGCGCCAUCCGUAACUUUUACGAGGGUCAUCUCACGAAGGAGGAGCUCGAGGCCAAGCGUGCCGCCGCGGCGGCUCGUGGUGAUGUCGAGGGCGGACACGAAGCUGCAAACGAGUCCAACAUCGCCGAGGCUAUCAUCAAGUCCAAGGCCUCGGACACCGAAUCUGAACACCAGGCGGUCGUCGUCCCCACGGAGCAGAGGAAGUCCAUCAUUGGCCCCAAGCCCGAGGGUCUUCCAUGGCACUCCACCGACAUGUUGUACUGGGCUGUCAAGAAGGCGUUGUUCAAUGGCGUCGACCAGGACAUUGUCAACCUGCAGAAGAGGAAGGGCGGUAUGCUCUCUGGCGAUCUUGAGGAGAAGCACGCCCGUGCCGCUCACUACGACAACAAGGCCGAAUUCAUGUACUCUUUCCUCCAGAUCAUGACUGCUUGCACUGCUUCUUUCACCCACGGUGCUAACGAUGUGUCUAAUGCUAUCGGCCCCUUCACCACUAUCUACCAGAUUUGGCAGUCCGGCUCGGUCCCUAAGGACCCCGAUGUACCGCUCUGGAUUCUCGCUUUCGGCGGUGUCGCUAUCGUGCUCGGUCUCUGGACCUACGGUUACCACAUCAUGGCCAACCUUGGCAACAGACUGACGCUCAACUCCCCCUCUCGAGGUUUCUCCAUGGAGCUGGGCAGUGCCGUCACCAUCAUCGUCGCUACCCGUCUAAAGCUUCCCGUCUCGACUACGCAGUGCAUUACCGGCGCCAUCGUCGGCGUCGGUCUCUGCAACGGUGACUGGAGGGCUCUUAACUGGCGUAUGAUCGCCUGGAUCUACGGGGGUUGGAUUCUGACCCUCCCUUGCGCCGGUAUCAUCUCGGGUUGCCUCAUGGGCAUCAUUCUCAACGCCCCCUCGUGGCAUUAAAAGAAUCUCGCGACCCGUUACUGUAUGAGGGUAUCGGAUGUGGCUUUCCAUUUGGUUUUCCACUGCUGCUAUAGCCUCUAUAGGUCUCAGGAACAUAACGUCCGAGGGGACCGAUCUCGUGUAAUGUAAAAGGGCAGUCGUUUCAUUCCCGUUGCCGAUAGACAAUAUACCCACUUAUUCACAACACACCCGGACUAUACGCUGUCUUUUAUGCUCUUGACGCAUGAUUUGCCAGAGGCAUUAUAUUAGGUUAUAUCUCGGUA
Molecule: messenger RNA, 2191 nt
Organism: Durotheca rogersii
Lineage: Eukaryota; Fungi; Ascomycota; Sordariomycetes; Xylariales; Xylariaceae
Product: phosphate transporter
Exons: 4
Coding region: 168-1928 (586 amino acids)
Biological process (GO): phosphate ion transmembrane transport
Cellular component (GO): membrane
Source: RefSeq, a predicted model, not a curated record